AUGGGGAUUUCAAACGGAUGGGAAUUGGCUUCCGGCUACACAAUGCCCGUCUCAAUUGCCACUCUACAAGGAGCUUCGAUAGCGAUUGAUCUUCCACUGGUGAUGAAACAACUCGAAUCGGGCAGUGUAAGUCUCGUCAAUGGGGUGCUCCGGCGCACGCUUCACUUGAUGUCCAACGGUAUUCGUCCAGUGAUGGUCUUUGAAGGAGCUAACGUUUCACACGAAAAGAAACGAACUCAGUUGGAACGACAAGUAGCUGCUACAACGUCUCCAACGCUGCCGAGAGAAACACAGAUAAAAUUGAAAAAGGCGGCAAAGGAACUUGUGAGUAGUCAAAAAUCGGCCGCGAAUACCUCAAAAAGUAGCGAUGGUGAUGUGAUCCUUUUGGACUCAUGGUCGGACGAUGAUAAUGCCUCGACUUCAUUUUGCGAAUUUGUUACAAGCUGGACUGGAGACGAAGAAGCAAGUCAAGACACGGAAGAUUACAUCCCAAAGGCUAAACGAUUUAGAACAAACAAAGACACUAGUGUUGUUGGGUGUGAGUCCGAUGAAGAAGGUCGUCGAAAGGAGGAAUGUCAUGCUGGAUUAACGAGUUUUCUUCUGGGAAGAAUGGCAAAAAGUUCGCCUGAAAAAGCGGUAAUUAUAUUGGGAUCGCCAAAGAAAAAUCCCGAAAUUUCUGUGAACAAGAGCCCUGUCAAAGCUAGCUCGCAUUGGCACUGGCAAAGCAAAUCAAGGGCUAUAGAGGACGUGAUGUCCACCCUAAACGCUCGGAGUGCAAUAACAACCAACAAAAGGCCGGCAAAAGACGAAUCAUCCGAAGAUGAAUGGGAAGAGGUCGAGGUGAUCGAGAAUUCAAGAGAUGAUAAAGAGGCAAAUGACGUAGAAUGGAUACCAAAUCACCCAGAAGCAUUACUUGAACGACCCGAUCGUCCAAUGGCACAGGCUGGGCAAAGAAUCACUGGGCAGUACACGGAUAUAAAAACUUUAUUAUCUCUUCUUGGAGUUCCGUUUGUCGAUUCUCCUGGUGAAGCCGAACAACAAUGUGUACAGCUGGUUAAGGACAAUUUGGUUUAUACAGAGGAUUCGGAUGUUUUGGCUCUUGGCGCAGCACCCGUUGUUCGACAUUUGUUUGCAGCUAACCCAGAACUGGUUGAUCUUCCAUCAUUGAAGGAAUUAGGUGUAGUUCCCGGAAUAGCCCGAGCCGCAGCAUUGCUGGCUGGAUGCGAUUAUCGAGAAGGGCUGCCCUCUUUCGGAAUCUCAAACGCGAUACGACUUCUAUCAAGCUUUGUUCCCGAUAUGAAAGAUGUUAACAAGGAUUCAAUUGAUAGUCUUUUCUGUGAACGAGCAGUAAAAUGGGUGAACGAAAUCGAACAAGAAGAAAACGCCGACAUCGCUUCUCGAAGCCAGGGCCGCAUAAGAGCACGAUUCUUCAAAGCAAUCACAGAGACAGGCAAAGAUGUGUUAUCUCCGAUAAGUGCCUAUUCAAAUGCCAAAGCUGAUUCAUCAACAUCCGCCGCGGUAUGGGCACCAAUGAAGACUGAUCAACUGGCCGCUUUUCUCUCAGCAAAACUUUCGCGUCCAAUUCACUCGAUGAAAGCUGAACUUUUGCCAGUUUCUCGCAAAUGGGCUCACUUCACGAAAGAAGGAUUUCCAAAUUUUUCACUUCCCACUAUUAGCUACUCUUUGCCAAAACGGGACGACGUAAGGAAAUUGUAUGAGAUUUUGCAUAAUAAUAAUAUUUAUGUUACU
Molecule: messenger RNA, 1749 nt
Organism: Mesorhabditis belari
Lineage: Eukaryota; Metazoa; Nematoda; Chromadorea; Rhabditida; Rhabditidae
Source: the annotation of a GenBank genome assembly